AUGACAACGCAUAGUAGUACCGAAGACCUCGUCAGCCAUCUCCAGUCUAUUCUGCUGGAGCUCAACGCGAACCCCUAUCCCGAUGUCGCGUGUCCGCCAAACCUGCCUAAACGCGCUUCCGUAGCCCUCAUACUGCGCAUACAACCAAACUACUCGCAUUGGCCUGACAGCUCCGAUAGCCCUUUACCGCCUCGACGCAGACGAUCAUCUGUCGCACAGCCCCAUUCCGAAUUCGACUUUGAGUCGUCACUAAGCGCCUUCUUCUCACAAGAAUGGGUGAAGCACGGAGACCCCGAGCUACUCUUCAUAAAGCGAGCCGCACGAAUUGGUGAUAAGUGGAACGGACAUGUUGCAUUGCCAGGUGGGAAGAGGGAUCCAGAGGAUGAGGACGACCAGGCAGCAGCAGCUAGAGAAGCGCUCGAAGAGGUUGGCAUUGAUCUGACCCCUGCCAAUGCGAUCGCGGUCGGCAAUCUACCGCAGCGCAUCGUUACGACGAGCUGGGGCAAAGUACCACUCAUGGUACUAUGCCCGUACAUCUACCUCCUGACCUCUCCCGCCUACCCACAGCAACGCCUGCAGCCCACCGAAGUAGCCUCGUCACAUUGGGUCCCCAUUCGCGCCCUUCUCUCGCCGGCUCUCCGUACACACGAAUACGCCGAUGUCUCGGCGCGUCUGGCAAAGUCUGAACUUGGUAUCAAGCGCUGGUUCCUACAAGCCAUGCUGAGCAAGAUGAUGUUUGCUGCCAUACAACUCGUACCAGCCAACUCGACGCAUUGCGCAACCAUCCCCGACUUCAUACCCGUCGAAGCAGCGCCACAGAGUAUCACAAAUACGAUCAGAGAAGCAUUGGCAGGCCCCGAGGGAAGAUCUAAGGACCGUAGGCCUCCAUUAUUGCUAUGGGGUUUGACAUUGGGCGUCGUAAGCGACUUUCUAGAACACAUGCCACCACACAACGCGCUGGAGCUCUGGACAUACCCUACGUUUACCAACUGGGACGUACGGUUCGUCAUGUGGGCCAUGUCGUACCGGUUCCGGAAGCAGAAGUCCUUGGAAAUGAGCACAGCUGCGUCGAGCGUGACAACGACGAAUAGCCAGAAUGCGACAGGGCUGCCCACCCAGGACUUCCCAGGUAUUGGCAGUGAAGCGCUUGGAUCUUUGGAGGAAGAGAAGCCUGGUGAGGUUGGCAUAGCUGGCUUGGGUGUAGGAAGAGGGUGGGGACAAAGCGGGAGAGCGAAGAUGAUGGCGAGAGGCGCUGCAGUCAAUUCCAUGUUAGAGGGCUACUAUCCGCUUGUCAGGAGGGCGGUUGCCACGGCACUUGUUGGCCGGAUCAGUGUUGUGGCUUUGGUUGCGUUCUUGGCUUGGAGGAAGUUGGAUGUUAGAUCGCUAAGAGCACGAUUGUAG
Alternaria conjuncta is the source of this 1401-nucleotide messenger RNA. RefSeq lists its product as uncharacterized. The coding region runs from base 1 to 1401 and encodes 466 amino acids. Gene Ontology annotation, molecular function: coenzyme A diphosphatase activity. The record is from RefSeq and is a predicted model, not a curated record. Lineage: Eukaryota; Fungi; Ascomycota; Dothideomycetes; Pleosporales; Pleosporaceae. The transcript has 2 exons.